Cicer arietinum (chickpea) is the source of this 1839-nucleotide messenger RNA. The record is from RefSeq and is a predicted model, not a curated record. Lineage: Eukaryota; Viridiplantae; Streptophyta; Magnoliopsida; Fabales; Fabaceae.
GUUACUACACGUUGAAAAACGUAGCAUCCAUGACGGAGGUGAUGAUUAGUUGAUUACCUUCAAUUUCACGUUUUCUGUUGAGUGUUUCGUUAUUAACCAACAACCGCUACUGCAUCUGGUUUAUGUUUGUUGUGCAUCAAAUUCUAUCUAUCUGUAGUUAACGUUCAUAUUGUAAAAAGGAAAAUAAUAAAUUGUGCAUUUAUUAAAAAAAAACUUUAUCGUUGAAAGCGAAAGAAAGAAAGAAAAAAAAUGAAACAGUUACACAAGCAACAAAGCUUGAAUCACAGAAGGGAAGAAGAAAUGGGAAGCGGACAAGGCGAAACCCCACCGUACUCACCGAAAUCGAUGAAGCACACUCGAUCGCUCCCUAGAUCGAUCAACUAUUUGUUGAGGGAACAGCGUCUUCUCUUCAUUUUGGUUGGAAUUUUGAUUGGAUCCACUUUCUUCAUCAUUCAGCCCACGCUUUCUCGUAUAGGUCCACCAGAGGCCCAUUCGUUUAUUCCCAGAUCUGGUGGCGGGUUGGUUCGGUUUGAUUCUGGUGUUGUUCCGGGGAGAGUCGGACGUGUUCCGGCGGGACUUGGUGGACGGCGUUUGAGGGUGGUUGUUACUGGUGGUGCUGGAUUUGUUGGAAGUCAUUUGGUGGAUAAGUUGAUUGGUAGAGGGAAUGAUGUUAUUGUGAUUGAUAAUUUCUUCACAGGUAGAAAAGAGAAUCUUGUGCAUUUGUUUGGGAACCCUAGGUUUGAGUUAAUUCGUCAUGAUGUUGUUGAACCGAUUUUGUUGGAGGUGGAUCAGAUCUAUCACCUUGCUUGUCCUGCAUCACCUGUGCAUUACAAGUACAAUCCUAUCAAAACAAUCAAGACAAAUGUCAUGGGUACACUAAAUAUGUUGGGACUUGCGAAGAGAAUUGGGGCGAGGUUUCUUCUAACUAGUACUAGUGAGGUAUAUGGUGAUCCUCUGGAGCAUCCUCAGAAAGAGACUUACUGGGGGAAUGUUAAUCCAAUUGGUGAGAGGAGCUGUUAUGAUGAAGGAAAGCGAACUGCGGAGACACUGGCCAUGGACUAUCAUCGAGGUGCUGGUGUUGAGGUUCGGAUUGCUCGAAUUUUCAACACAUAUGGACCCCGCAUGUGUUUAGAUGAUGGGCGUGUUGUUAGCAAUUUUGUUGCUCAGGCUAUUCGCAAACAGCCAUUGACUGUAUAUGGGGAUGGGAAGCAAACAAGAAGUUUCCAAUAUGUCUCUGAUUUGGUUAAUGGGCUUGCAGCUCUGAUGGAUGGUGAACACGUGGGACCUUUCAACCUGGGUAACCCAGGCGAGUUCACCAUGUUAGAGCUUGCUCAGGUUGUCAAAGAAACAAUCGAUUCAAGUGCUACAAUAGAAUACAAACCAAAUACUGCAGAUGAUCCACACAUGAGGAAGCCAGAUAUUAGCAAAGCAAAGGAACUGCUAAACUGGGAGCCAAAAGUCCCACUGAGGGAAGGUUUGCCUCUUAUGGUUAGUGAUUUCCGAAAUCGGAUUUUGAAUGAAGAUGAAGGGAAAGGAAUGUAAUAAGCGUAGUAGCUAGCUGGCCCUGUGUGUAUAGGGAGAAGAGUGUGUCUCUCCCCUUCAUUUUUCUUAAUCUUUUCUACAUCAACAGAAAGUCCUGGUAUUACGCUGCUUUUGUAAGAAGUGUUUACUGGCCUUUUACUCAUUUAUGCCAGCUUAGCAUACAAUUGAGUAAUUGUUAAUUUUUGACAAAAUUCUUUUCAGCAGUUUUCUUGUCUAUUGUAUUGAUAAAAGUUGUAAUAUUCAAUAUUUGGAUUCUAGUAUUAUGAGAAUGAAAGCUUAUCUGUAGAAAUUUGUGAA